Molecule: messenger RNA, 953 nt
Organism: Lacerta agilis (Sand lizard)
Lineage: Eukaryota; Metazoa; Chordata; Lepidosauria; Squamata; Lacertidae
Product: ribonuclease-like
Exons: 2
Coding region: 126-560 (144 amino acids)
Molecular function (GO): nucleic acid binding
Source: RefSeq, a predicted model, not a curated record
AAAAAAAAACAGUUUUUCUGGGAACUUGAUCUGUUUCGCCAUCUCAGUAAAACAAGAUCUCGAGAAGGGGAAAACACAGCUCAGAAGGGGACCAUUUUGCUCUGCAAGGCAGUGCAGUGGGCACCAUGGCUCAGAUGAUUGCUUGCUCGCUGCUGCUGUUCCUGAUGGUCCUGCCGGCGCUUACCCAGAGGGAAUCCCGUCGCGAGAAAUUCGGCCGGCAGCACAUCGACUUCCCAAAGACCAGAAGCGACUUGGAUGCCCGGCGCUAUUGCAACCUCAUGAUGCAGAGGAGGGGGAUGACCGACAGUGUUUGCAAACCUUCCAACACCUUCAUCCAUGGGGACCCCAUGGCCGUGGAUGCCACCUGCAGUGAUGGGGGGACCUACUCCGGCAGUGAGAAUUACUAUGACAGCAACACACCCUUUGACAUCACUGCCUGCCGCAUUGUUGGGGGAGGCUCCCAGAGACCCCCCUGUAACUACAGAGGCAGGUCCACCUCCCAGCGCAUUCGGGUGGGCUGCACUAACGGGGUGCCAGUUCACUUCAAAAUGCCUCUGUAGAUGUCUCUGUUUACUUGUGUUGAAUCGCAAUGUUUUAAAUCCCUUUUUAGAAUUGGGUAGAAUUUUAAAGAAAAUCUAUUUCUGUUUCUGUAUCUCAACUGCAAUUUGCCUUAUCAAAUGCUGCCGUUUGCUUUCUCUGAGGCGCAGUCCCUCCAGUCUUUUCCUCCUGCUUUUGUAUUUUAAUAAAAUGCAUGCCAUCUAGUGGUCAUAAAGCAAUAUAAAUGCAUUUUCCUAUCCUUGCUUUUUAACACCCGUUAAAGGAUAAGGGUGUUAGCCGAUUAAAGGCUAAGUGUGUUUUAACACCCACUAAAGAUUAAGGCUAAGAACUGGAACCUGUGACUGAAUGGUCUUCUCUUGCAGUUUCAUGUAAUAAAAUAUUCCUUUACAUAUGUA